UCCAACCGAUUACGGGACGUCAUCGUUCCUCGUGCAUGUGCCCACACAAUCACACAACUUGUCAUUUACUCCGAUAACUCAACAGAUUUCCGAAGAUUGCCACGUAAUUCACCGACAGCAUAACAAUAUCGUUGCCUUUAAUGAAGAUCAAGCGAUAAAAAAACUGAUCAGUGCCUUGUGAGGUUAAUUACAUUUGUCUGAAACAAUGGGAUCAUCACAGAGUCUCGAGAUACCUGGUGGCGGUACGGAGGGUUACCACGUCCUCAGGGUGCAGGAGGGCUCACCUGGCCAACAAGCUGGUCUGGAGGCCUUUUUCGACUUCAUCGUGUCUAUUGGGAACACCAGAUUAGAUCAAGACAACGACACCCUCAAAGAAAUCCUGAAAACGAAUGUCGACAAGGAGCUCCUAGUGACUGUCUACAACAGUAAAACCCAGUCCAUCAGACAAACGACAAUUGUUCCAAGUAUGACGUGGGGUGGGCACGGAUUGCUAGGUGUCAGCAUAAGGUUCUGCUCCUUCGAGGGAGCUAACGAGAACGUCUGGCACGUCCUCGAGGUCCAUCCGUCGUCCCCAGCUGAGCUGGCUGGUCUGAAACCCUUCACUGAUUACAUUAUCGGAGCUGACUCUGCCCUACACGAGAGCGAGGAUCUCUUCACCUUGAUCGAGGCACACGAAUCUAGACCACUGAAACUUUAUGUUUAUAAUACAACUGAUGAUUCGUGUCGAGAGGUGACCAUCACUCCCAACACCAGGUGGGGAGGGGAGGGAAGCCUUGGCUGUGGUAUUGGGUAUGGAUAUCUGCAUAGAAUACCUGUGAGAAGUGCUCCUGAGAAUAAACCGAGUCAUAAUCAUUCAUAUAAUCAGCCGAACAUGGCGAAGAUUCCGGUCGCUGCUCAACCGCCCCCAGCGCAGUACACAGUCCCAAUUAUGCCUUCGACUCCGGCAUCACCACCGAAUCCUGUCGUGACAGCGAUACCUCCAGGAUUCACAAUUCCACCGAACUACGUCUCGUCAGGACUACCCGCUGACCCGCAAGGAUCAGGCGCAUCAAAAGUCACUAUUUCCUCGUCGUAUUCUUUGCCGCCGUCAGUACCUCCUGCCCCACCAGGAGUCGAUGUCGAUCCUAAACUUAUUGGAGCGUCGACUACUACAGUGAUGGCGUCCCCUGGGCACUACUUCGCGCAAUCCAAUAGUUCUCACCCAAGCUUUGGACAAGUGACGGCUCCCCAGGAGACUCCCUUGAUACCAGGAAUGCCACCAGUGGCUGUUGAAUCAAUGCCACCUCUGCAGCCCCUGAUGAACCCCGUACCUCCACCAAAUCCAAUAGUUCCACCCAUGUCCUCUCCUCAGGUUGUGACCACCCCCCUGAAUCUCCCUGGGAUGCCCCCCCUGACGGUGAGCGCCAGUCUACCGCAGUCACCACCGUUUCACCCCUCUCUCAUAGACCAAAAGCCCCUCACCACUAGCACUAAUGUUAAUUUAUCACCUUCAGCAUCGGUAUGAGGAGCAACUAAUUUCACUGGAGUUUAAAUUUAUUAUUUAAUCACUGUGAAAGUUUCUGACUGGAUCUUCUGAUUGAUGGUUGGGUUGUGGAGGAGUAGAAUAGAACGAAUUUUAUUUUGUUCUGAAUCGAACACUGUUGAAUGUAAAACUAUUAAUCUAAUGAGAAAUUCUGAGAGAAAAUGACGAGAGGUUUUUCUGCAGAAUUUUUUUUAUUUUAAAGAGGUGUGUUUUUUUUCUAGAGUCAGUUCCCUUCAAAAUACUUAUCCAAUUAAAAAGGGAAAUUUUCCUCAUGUUUGAGCAUUUCUAGAUCAGGGGAGGGUGGGGCAGAAUGGACGCUUGAGUUUUUUUCAUGUUCAUGACUCAGAGACGAAUUUGUCAAUUGAGCUCAGUGUAGACUCAUUACAAAGAGGAAGAAUUGUUUUUUGCGUAAAGAAAUAUUAUUGGAAAAAUGAAUGAGUAAUGAACAUUUCAAAAAGAAGUCAAAUGUCUCCGUUUUGCGCCAUUUUCCACCACUGAAUUAUUCUGAUGAGGGAUUUCGGGGCAAAAUGUGAAGGAGAAUUUUGUGCAACUGAUGAAAUUUGAAUUAGGAAAGAUUUCUCGAAGUGAAUUCCAAAAAUUUCAAAUUGGGAACUCCAGUCAGAAACUUUCAACAGUGAAUAUGAAGAAAAUGCUAUGUAUUUUAUAUGCAAGGGUGUAUGUAUACCAUGAGAGGGCCAGUUUUCAACAGAAUAAUAAAGAAUAGUCGAGGUAUUCAGUAUUUCCUAACAUGUAACGAUGGAAUUCUCUAGGAAAUUUUCCACUUUUAUUGAAUAUUCGUUAAUUUUUUAUCAAGUGCUUUCCGAAGAGCUUGUCUACAGACCUUUAGUUUGGGUGAAAGAACAUUAAACAAAAUAUCUUUUGUUCAAUUUUGUUUUUGUAUUUUACAUUCUUAUAUUUAACAGAAUAUUAAAAAAAUAGACUCAUUCUAUUCUGUUGUGUUGUUUCAUCUGCCCUCUUUUGACUAGUGAAUUGUAUGAUUGAAUGACAUCACAAAUUCCGAAAAUCCUCAUUUCGAUGGAAAAUUGAGCCCUUCUGGUACAUGUACACUCCUGCAUACCCCAUUCUCCUGUCUAUUUCAAUAAUUUGUCAGUGCAUCUUUUCCACUAGCAAUAAUCAGUAUGUAAAUAUAAACAACCGUGUUUGCGCCUGAGAUACCUAUCCUGUGGGAGUUUGUAAACAAAAAAAAUGAAAUAUACGCGGCAGAAAGAAUUUAUAACAUGAUCAUUGUCUCCAAUAAACAAUGAUAUUAUUCAUAAAA
Messenger RNA from Diachasma alloeum, 2801 nucleotides. RefSeq names its product Golgi reassembly-stacking protein 2 (gene Grasp65). The record is from RefSeq and is a predicted model, not a curated record. Lineage: Eukaryota; Metazoa; Arthropoda; Insecta; Hymenoptera; Braconidae. Gene Ontology annotation, biological process: Golgi organization. The coding region runs from base 206 to 1504 and encodes 432 amino acids. Gene Ontology annotation, cellular component: Golgi apparatus. Gene Ontology annotation, molecular function: protein binding. The transcript has 5 exons.